AUGUAUAUGAUGUCGCAAGAAACUGAUCCGGAACAGAGUCCCGAACCGAAGCAGGAAGAUGAGCCAACUGGCAGUUUCCUUUGCCUGCACACAUCGCCGCCUCUUCACAUCGCCCUGCACGGCAUGUCGGCCCUCACCCACACCCGUUUGUCUAAGGCCGCCUUCGAUCUCUGCCUGGAACUGCUGGAGGCGGGGGUCAAGCCGCAGGCCUUGGCGGACAUAGUCCUGCACAUACUGGAGUUCAAGGAACAAUUGGAUUGAAUCAUUUUCCACCGCCAUACAACUGAAACUUUCCUACAGACACCUGAUUAGUCUUAUCACAUCCGACCUGCUCAACUCAAACCACAACCCUGGUCGUGAUCACUCAAUAAAAUCCCUUAUUUGAUAAGCAA
Drosophila santomea is the source of this 392-nucleotide messenger RNA. RefSeq lists its product as uncharacterized. Gene Ontology annotation, biological process: gamma-tubulin complex localization. The record is from RefSeq and is a predicted model, not a curated record. Gene Ontology annotation, cellular component: gamma-tubulin ring complex. The transcript has a single exon. Bases 1 to 261 code for a protein of 86 amino acids. Lineage: Eukaryota; Metazoa; Arthropoda; Insecta; Diptera; Drosophilidae.